Messenger RNA from Pungitius pungitius (ninespine stickleback), 2463 nucleotides. RefSeq names its product relaxin family peptide receptor 3 (gene rxfp3). NCBI's taxonomy places the organism in Eukaryota, Metazoa, Chordata, Actinopteri, Perciformes, Gasterosteidae. The record is from RefSeq and is a predicted model, not a curated record. The transcript has a single exon. Gene Ontology annotation, biological process: calcium-mediated signaling; positive regulation of cytosolic calcium ion concentration; G protein-coupled receptor signaling pathway. Gene Ontology annotation, cellular component: membrane; external side of plasma membrane. Bases 1022 to 2239 code for a protein of 405 amino acids. Gene Ontology annotation, molecular function: C-C chemokine binding; C-C chemokine receptor activity.
AUGAGCUAUAGCUCAAAACGUAUUUAAUCAAAAGUUUGAGAAUCCUGAGCGUUUACUCUGGGACAAAUUAAGGACAUUAAACCAUCUGCAAUGGUAAAAACAUUGUGCUGCUUCAAUAAUGUGUACUUUUACUUUAUUCUUUAGUAUGGAUUAUCACUUUUAAGAGUAAAUUGACACUGUGUUAGUUUUUAGUAAAAAUCUGGAUAAUUUUUGGGCUUUAAUGUCACAAAUUUUAUUCUGACACUCAAUUUUUUACAUAAGCUGGAAUUGCAAGUCCAGUUCAAACAUCUGACUUCUGGCUGCACAUAUAAAUCAAUUUUGAAGAGAUAUUUUGGUCAUAGAGAUUCAUGGUUUAAGGAUGGCAGCGUGGCUGCUGCCAGUACAAUUAUCCUUCUGUAUCCACUUCAUGACUCUGUCAAGAAGCAGACAUAAGAAAUCAUUAGUGUGAUAGCGAGUCGUGAUUCAAACAUCAGAGAUCUUUUCCUUCUCUUCUUGUGCUGCAGAGCUGCAUGAUCAAUAUGUGUUUCCUAAUGGGCAUUCAUUAUUUUGUUUACACGUUUAUAGAAAGAGGCACAAUUUGUGUCACGCUGCCCCGCACUGUUGAAGCCACGCAUUAUGUGUUCCAUCCAAACCGAAUCUUUCAAUCUAUCAAUUUUUGAGGGAGUGAAAGGGGAAGUUUGACUUGGAUAAUUAAACUGUCAUCAAAAAAAAGAAGAAAGAAAACAGGGGGAGGUGUCAUGUCUUCAUCAUCACUCUCUUACUUCGUGAAAUUCUGUGCGGUCACAACACUAAGAGCACACGUGCGUGCGCACCGCCUCCACUCGCGUACUGCAGAGCGCGCGCAGCGAUCUGUGCCACCUGUCGGGGAUACGCAGCAGUUAUUUGAUUUCCCAAAAGACCGGUACCUUUUUUUUUUUUUUGUUCCUCCAACUUAUUUGGGAUGCAUCAAACACCUGAAACCGUGAGGGUUAUUGGGAUCCAGGCAUGCCUUUAGGAAGCCCCCUCGGUGAUUCAAGUUAAAAUGUCAGGAGACACCAACUACGAAGGCUCAGCGGGGACGGUCCACUCCGCGAACACCAGCCUCAGCUGCGUCUCCAACACCACCAGCUGUGACGGCGGCUCCAUCCACCUGUCGGACUUCAACCAGACAGAUGUUGUGGGAGAUGGCGCCGCUGUGGUGAGGGUCAUCAUCUCUAUCAUUUACUCGCUGGUGUGCGCGCUGGGUUUGGUCGGAAACGUGCUGGUCCUGUACCUGAUGAAGUCCAAACAAGUGUGGAAGAAAUCCUCCAUCAACCUUUUCGUAACUUGCCUGGCGCUCACGGACUUCCAGUUCGUGCUGACUCUGCCGUUCUGGGCGGUGGAAAACGUGUUGGACUUCACGUGGCUUUUCGGCAAAGCCAUGUGCAAGAUCGUCUCCUACGUGACGGCCAUGAACAUGUACGCCAGCGUGUUUUUCCUCACCGCCAUGAGCGUGACGCGCUACUGGUCGCUCGCCUCCGCGCUGAAGGGCAGGCGGCGGCGGCCGCACUGCUGCCCCGCGCGGUGCAUCACCGUCUUCAUCUGGGUCGCCGCCGUCUGCGCCGCGCUGCCGCACGCGGUCUUCUCCACCACGGUGAGCGUCUCCAGCGAGGACCUGUGCCUCGUCAAAUUCCCGGAAUCCAACGGAAGCGCGCACUUUUGGUUGGGGUUGUAUCACUCUCAGAAAGUGCUUCUGGGGUUUGUGCUGCCGCUGGGCAUCAUCUCCGCCUGCUACCUGCUCCUUUUGCGCUCCAUCACCUCCAAGAACAUCAACACGUCGAGCGCCAAACGACGCGCGAAGGUCACCAAGUCCGUGACCAUCGUGGUCCUAUCCUUUUUCCUCUGCUGGCUGCCCAACCAGGCGCUGACGGUCUGGGGUAUCCUCAUCAAACUCAACGUGGUUCACUUCAGUUACGAGUACUACACCACGCAGGUGUACGUGUUCCCGGUGUCGGUGUGCCUGGCGCACUCCAACAGCUGCCUGAACCCGGUCCUCUACUGCCUGAUGCGCAGGGAGUUCAGGAAAGCGCUGAGGAAACUCUUCUGGCGGAUGACCUCGCCGACCAUCAGGCCGUUCACGGCCACCACGAAGCCGGCGAUGGACGAGCAGCGGCCGGUCCUGGUCCCCGUCAGCGCGCCGGAGGAACCCGCGGUGGUCUUCUAUCCGCCGGGGGCCGUUAUGUUCACCGACCGGCGCGAUCUGCCGCGAGACGGGCCCUAGGGCGCCAUCAUCUCCAGCGCCACGUGCACAACGUCCUCGUUUUUUUUUUUUUUUACUGCUUUACCGAAAGCUGUCUGAGUUCAAGUUGUCCACUCGACGUGCUUCUCAUGCGUCUUUGGUUUUUCUUCACAACGGGAGAGACAUUGCCCCUGUACUAAGAAGACGAGCAGUAAUUUGAAUGUGCCAAUGCUUUUUUUUUCAAAUAUGUAAGAAACAAAUAAUAA